GGCCGCGUGGUGUUGAUUGUGCGAUCAGGGAUGCUAGGACGGAGGCCCUGUGUUUUUUGUCUGCUCUUGGUGUGUUUGGGGGUGGUCGCCAAAUCUCAGCAGGAGUGUCUAGAUCAGAUAUCUUCUGGAAGACGGUGUUGCACGCCUUCCGCAUUUACGAAGCUGAGCUUUAAGCUUCGUCUAAAUUCGGUGGCAGAAGGAUGUGACUCACCUUCUUACCUGGACCAAGGAGUGCGGCUAGAGGUGCGUAGACCUGGACACAACUGGGAACCUGUUCGUUUCUACACUGCCACAUUGGAGUCAAGAGACAAUAGUCUUAUAACUGGUCUCCCUGGUGGUACACGUGUUGCAGACGAGAACAACUCACAUUUUCCUGUCCUCAUAACUCAAGUGACUGAACCUUUCACUGUGUCAGAAUACUUCUGUGGAACUGAAUACUACACUGCAGGCACCGAGUACAGGUGGUUGCAGCGUUAUAACAGCUCUGCAAUAGAGGGCCAAGAAACCUGGAGCCUUGGAGAUGUGUCCAUAACUUACGAUGAAGGUGGUCUCCACUGCUCUGCAUUAUUGACAAAAUACCAUUUUCGUGAAGGCAAUGGAUCGAAUUUAGACGGUUCCAUUUGGACUCCUCUAGCAUGUGAGCAGCAAGGUUCAUCUCAGCCAGGUACUUUGUAUUUCAGUAGAAUAUUAGAGGUGGAUGGCUUUUCUCAAAGAGGUGUGCUUCUCACACCAACAUGGUGGAAUUCCAACUGCUCAAGUCGCACUUUUGCAGGUUGUGAGUUGAGCGAAGAAUGUAGAACUAGUACUAUUGGUGAUGAGGUGUGUAGUGUUGGAACUGGGAUGCAAUGCCAGUGCCAAUUCCCUCAAGUUCCUGGACGUGACAACGCAUGUUUUGACACAUCUCUGGGGUUUGAGCGGGCCAUGUAUAAUGUCAGUGAACAUGAAACGGCAGAAUUGUGCGUUAUUGGAGUCCUAAGUGGAGUAUUGUUGGAUGAUAUUCAAUUACUUGUCACGACUCAGCAAGGAACAGCAAACGCUACUGAUUUUACGUCAUUGACCACCACUGUGACACUGACCAACACCAUGCGCAGGUCAUGUGUGUCAAUAGCCAUUACAGACGACUCCAUUUCUGAGAACAUGGAAAAUUUCACAGUGUCACUUAGUCUUACUGGACCACAACACAGUGCUGCAUUACUCUCUCGAAGCACAACUACCAUAUCAAUAUUUGAUAAUGAUGUGGUGAAAUUAAUCAUGGAGUCUGAUACCCUUUAUGAGGGCCAGAAAGUGGAUACUCUAAGAUUGAGCAGCCUAAUAGAUGCAUGGGUAGAUAUUUCUGGAACAGCACUUGGAGAUGUUGAUUUUUACACCAGGAGAGUACGUAAAACGUCAGGAGACCUACUCCGGGUUACUGCUUUGGUUGAUGAUGUUUGGGAGGGAUGUGAAGACUUCCAACUCUUUGUUACAGCCGGAGGGCAGAAUUUUGUCCGCACAGUAUUCAUAAGGGAUUUGAAUGAGCUACAUGUUGGGUUUAAUGACAGUUACUAUGCAGUCAGAGAGAAUGAUAGCUCAGUAACUGUGUGUGUGACAAUACAGCAAGGACACAUGGAUGAAAAUGCUGUGCUUUCUCUUGAAGUUAGUACAGUGCAGAUUCCAGGAUCUGCCCAAGAGGUUUUGGACUACAGAGGCAUCUCAACAGUAAUUACAUUCAAUUCGUCUGUAUCUGUGAACUGUUUGACGCUGGUUGUUGUGGAUGACAAUUCCCUUGAACAAAAUGAAACUCUGAUGAUGUCACUAUCCUUUGUUCAUGACACAUAUAAUGUAAAUUUUACCCAGAAAAGUGUCACUGUGAAGAUUAUGAAUGAUGAUGUUCUGAAGAUUGGGUUUGUAAGUCCUGUGUAUAGCGCUAGUGAAGGACUUGCAAAUGUCACCGUAUGCAUUGAAGUGAAGGAGGGAUCUCUUUCAAUAACACCAAACCUUUCAUUGUCUACCUACAACCACACUGCAGGUCCAGGCAGUGUCAUGGAUUCAAGGAGCACAAUAUUUUUUAGUAUGGAUGAACAUGUGAUGUGCAGAGAUAUUAUGUUUAAUGAUGAUAUGAAGUAUGAGGAAACUGAGAACUUAACUCUUUCGCUGACCCUGACCGGAGAACUACACAAUGAAGUUGAAGUAUCCCCGGACACUGCCACGAUAUCUGUCAUUGAUGAUGAUUAUUUGUACAUUGGGUUCGAGCAAUCUGCCUAUACUGCCAGUGAACGAGAUGCAUCCAUAAGUGUGUGCAUAGAAGUGAAAGAUGGGUUACUGGGAGCACCCAUCAGUGUCAUAAUGGCCGUUGAGAGUUUAGGUGCACAAGCAAAUAGUGACUUUCAAGACGUAGAAAAUAGAGUCUUAACCAUUGAGCCACCAUUCGAGACACCUCUCUGCGUGGCUGCUGUUUCUAUUAUAAAUGACAUGGCUUUUGAAGACAGUGAAACACUGAAUGUAUUACUGACUGCAAUGGAUGUUUUUAGCCGAGUAAUUGUCACCCAGCCAACAGCAACCAUUAUUAUCACCGAUGACGACAUGGUAACAGUUGGAUUUGAUCAGAGGGAUUAUACAGUGAGGGAGGAUGGUCGUCAGUUGGAAAUGUGUGUCACAGUACGUGAUGGAAUGCAAUUGGGUACUAAUUUGACAGUACAUCUUGAGAGUGAAACAGGAACUGCUGAAGAGAACAAAGAUUACAUAAAGCUGUCAAGGGAUAUAACAUUAUCUCCAACCACCCCCGAGCAGUGUGUUUCUAUUGAUAUCAUUGAUGACACAGCAUUUGAAGAAAAUGAGAUGAUGGCUAUGUCAGUUUCUCUUGCUGAAGUACAAGAGAGAGUACAGAUUUUGCCACAAAGUGCUAAUGUGUUCAUCACUGAUAACGAUGAGCUACAUGUUGGGUUUAAUGACAGUUACUAUGCAGUCAGAGAGAAUGAUAGCUCAGUAACUGUGUGUGUGACAAUACAGCAAGGACGCAUGGAUGAAAAUGCUGUGCUUUCUCUUGAAGUUAGUACAGUGCAGAUUCCAGGAUCUGCCCAAGAGGUUUUGGACUACAGAGGCAUCUCAACAGUAAUUACAUUCAAUUCGUCUGUAUCUGUGAACUGUUUGAUGCUGGUUGUUGUGGAUGACAAUUCCCUUGAACAAAAUGAAACUCUGAUGAUGUCACUAUCCUUUGUUCAGGACACAUAUAAUGUAUAUUUUACCCAGAAGAGUGUCACUGUGAAGAUUAUGAAUGAUGAUGAUUUGUACAUUGGGUUCGAGCAAUCUGCCUAUACUGCCAGUGAACGAAAUGCAUCCAUAAGUGUGUGCAUAGAAGUGAAACAUGGGUUGCUGGGAGCACCCAUCAGUGUCAUAAUGGCCGUUGAGAGUUUAAGUGCACAAGCAAAUAGUGACUUUCAAGACGUAGAAAAUAGAGUCUUAACCAUUGAGCCACCAUUCGAGACACCUCUCUGCGUGGCUGCUGUUUCUAUUAUAAAUGACAUGGCUUUUGAAGACAGUGAAACACUGAAUGUAUUACUGACUCCAAUGGAUGUUUUUAGCCGAGUAAUUGUCACCCAGCCAACAGCAACCAUUAUUAUCACCGAUGACGACAUGGUAACAGUUGGAUUUGAUCAGAGGGAUUAUACAGUGAGGGAGGAUGGUCGUCAGUUGGAAAUAUGUGUCACAGUACGUGAUGGAAUGCAAUUGGGUACUAAUUUGACAGUACAUCUUGAGAGUGAAACUGGAACUGCUGAAGAGAACAAAGAUUACAUAAAUCUCUCAAGGGAUUUAACAUUAUCUCCAACCACCCCCGAGCAGUGUGUUUCUAUUGAUAUCAUUGAUGACACAGCAUUUGAAGAAAAUGAGAUGAUAGCUAUGUCAGUUUCUCUUGCUGAAGUACAAGAGAGAGUACAGAUUUCGCCACAAAGUGCUAAUGUGUUCAUCACUGAUAAUGAUGAACUCACUGUUGGCUUCAAACGCAACUAUGAGGCAGUUCCUGAAGGAGGCAUGUUUAACGUUUGUGUUGAAGUUCCUCCAGGGAAGCUAGGAAAAGACCUCACACUUCAAUUAAGUACACACAGUGGAACUGCUUCAGAUGGAAUCGAUUUUGAUGGAGAACAAAAGCUUCUAAGUCUAAAUUCAACCACUUCAAAUGCGUGUGUACAAAUCUCCACAAUGAAUGACACACUUUAUGAAGAUAAAGAGUUCUUUACAGUGUCUCUCUCUGUGAUCGGAGAAAACAGGAGGGCUGUUCAUCUCCCUCAGAGCAAUCCAACUUUAUUCAUUGAGAACGAUGACGAUGUAUUUGUGGAUUUCAUGAGCAGUUAUUACUCAACAAAUGAGUCUGCAGGAAGUGUAGAUGUGUGCGUAUGGGUUGUUACGGGACAGCUGGGGACCAACAUUACACUGGAAUUGAACACGCUCAGAGAAACAGCCACAGCUGUUGAUGAUUUUGUUGAAGUUAAAACUACUUUGAUUCUCUCUCCAUCAAACUUGGAGGGGUGUGUAACGGUCAAUAUCGUGGAUGAUGAAGCUGUUGAGUGGAGUGAAACCCUAACUCUGACACUAUCACAAUUUGGAGUUUCGGAUACUGCUCUGAAUGUGUCCAAAAAACCUGUCAAAAUUAAUAUUACUGAUGACGAUGUGGCUGUUAUUGCACUGGAGACAGUAACACAUGACCAAACUGACGAUUUCCGUUUGGUUGAUAUUUGUGCUGUAACAAAUAACACCCUUGAGAGAACCUUUAAUCUCUCAGUUGUUGCGGACAUUGUCAUGGAGUUUGAGAAUGGCACCACACAUUCUUCAACGGUUAUCCGCCAUCUAGAGCUGGAACCAAGUGUUACUCACGCAUGCCUCAGUUUCAAAAUCACAAAGAAUCAAGAGCUAUCCUUUUUUGUGGUGUCACCUGUUGCCGUAGAAAUAUUGAAUCCAAACGGAACCAUACUCAGUGAGCCGUCAUUUGAUGAGAUAUUAACACUGCUGAAAGAUGAUAAUGUGAACGUGGUAGAGGUUAUUGAAUUGUUGGAUGAUGUAGUGAAUACACUGAUUAACAAUGAACAAACUGCUUCCUACAAGUUCUCAAAUACCCUUAUAGACGUGGUAAGUAGAGUACUGGAUGUCACCAAUGAGUCACCAGAAGUGUCUGAGAAAGAGGGGAUUAUGACUGAUUCGAAACCAGCACCUGGUACUUCACUGUUAGAGACACUGGACAAAUUUGCGCUUCAAUCGUUUAAUUCCAGUCAUGGCACUAUUUCAUCCAAUAAUACAAAGAUUGGAGUGCUCAAUAUGAAUGAUGUAGAGAAAGAUUUUAUCACUGGUAUAUCUGGCCCUGAAGAUGAAAUGAUUGAGAUACAAGCAGCUGUGCUCAUGAAGUAUAAUUUUUCUGUGACUGUUGGGUCAUAUUACUUCCGCAAUGUAAGUGGUCUUCUUCCUGGUUCUAUUGAUAAUAUCAGCAAUUCUGAACUAGUUUCGUCGGUGCUCUCUUCAGCUCUUUGGUGUGAAGAUCAUCCUUGUGAUCCCAUUGAUAAUACAUCAGAACUUGUACGCAUAUCACUCCAUCAUCGUCCAAUGACAGAUUCUGAGGAACCGAGAUGUGUUUUUUAUAAUCUCAAAACGAACCGCUGGUCUGAAGAUGGCUGCACUGUUAGUAAUGAGUCUAAUUCUACCUUGACCAUCUGCAGCUGUAAUCAUCUAACACAUUUCGCUGUGAUGCUUAGCCCUAAGAAUUCAGUUAAUAAGCAGGAUGCAUAUAACAUGAGAUUAAUCGGCUAUGUUGGAACUUCAAUAUCUCUCACUUGUCUGUUGAUCAUCGUUUUUAUCUUCACCACUUUCAAGUCAUUGUGGAGUAUGCGCAACUACAUUCAUGUCAAUCUUUCAAUCAGCCUCUUCGUUGCUCAACUGUUGUUUGUAGUUGGUGUAGAUAAAACCCAAAAUCAGAUUGCUUGCCAGACAAUCGCUGUUGUGUUGCAUUACGCAUUCCUUGUUACAUUUAUGUGGAUGUUGAUGGAGGGUGUAGUUCUGUAUGUAGCUCUUGUAAGAGUUUUCGUUACUAAGCCACACCGUUAUGUUAUCGGCUUCACUGUGGUGAGCUAUGGUGAGUAAAGAGUUACAAUAGGCACACAUGUUUAUUUGUUACCCAUCUCCUUCCCAGGAGCACCGCUAGUAUACAUGGCAUUAGCAGUACCACUUGGAUUUUUACUUUCACGUGGACCACAUUAUGGAGGGGAAAUAUGCUGGUUGAGGUAUGACACCCAUUUUAUUUGGGCUCUUAUAUCUCCUGUAAUCCUCAUCAUACUAGUAAGCAAUUAUCUGUGUAAUAAUAUGUGGCCAUGUGUAUAUACAGCAUACAAUAAUAAAACUAUGUUCUAUAAAGUGAAGAUCAAUAAUUGUGACCAUUUUGAAGCCGUUGAAUUUUGAUAGUGUGCCAUCUCAUCCAGGCAAAUAUUGGGUUCUUUUUCAUGGCCAUUUACAUUAUUUGGAAGCAACAGACAAGAAGGAAUUUGUCAACAAGUCAAAUACAGAAAGCAAAGCACUGGCUCAAAGUAUCAGUAUCUCUCUUGGUCGUCAUGGGGAUUGCAUGGAUCAUCGGUGUGAUGACAUUUCAUGAGGCACUUCUGUUUGUGUCAUAUAUCUUUACUGUUGUUGUGGCCUUUCAGGGUGCAAUAAUGUUCAUCAUGUUUGUGAUCCUUUCAAAGCAGGUAAAACUGGCUUUGAAGAAGUGGUUUAUCCGCAGUGUGAUAAUGAAAUCUGACUAUCUCAGCGAACACUUUUCAGAUUUCACACGAUCAACUCAAACUGGGUAUUCACAAUCUCACUCAAGUGUAUCUACAAAAAACAGUACAGUAGCUCAAGGGAUUCAACUAGGAGCAUUCUUAGCUCCACCGGCUAAGCCUGAAGUUCUUGGUGAAUUACAGAAGGAGUAUGAAGCUACUGUCUUGCCAUCCCCAUCUCCUGCACCAUCCACUCCUUAUGCAUCAUCACGUAACUCUCCCCUCCCACAUCUACAAAGCCAUCUGGAAGAAGAUGUCACAGAUGGUGAUGAGGGGCCUCCCAAUACAUUUACAGUCAUAUAUGUUACAAAUGACAAAGAUUCAGGUCGGGGCUCUCCUGACACAGACACUAUUUGCACCCCACCACCUCAUCAUUUGCCAACUUUGAAUUCUUCUGACAUGUCUGUUACCAACUGACAAUUUUUCUUACAUGUUUUUGGAUAAAGUGCACUUGUUUCAUUUUUGUACGUAUGCUGAUUCAACCAUUAUUACCUUGCUUCAUUUUUGUACAUAUUUAUACAUAUUCAACCUUUUUUUACAAAUACUCUCAUUUAUUAAUGUUUCCGCCCAUUGCUCUGGGUGC
Molecule: messenger RNA, 7350 nt
Organism: Geodia barretti
Lineage: Eukaryota; Metazoa; Porifera; Demospongiae; Tetractinellida; Geodiidae
Source: the annotation of a GenBank genome assembly